Messenger RNA from Macroventuria anomochaeta, 594 nucleotides. RefSeq lists its product as uncharacterized. Bases 85 to 594 code for a protein of 169 amino acids. The transcript has a single exon. The record is from RefSeq and is a predicted model, not a curated record. Lineage: Eukaryota; Fungi; Ascomycota; Dothideomycetes; Pleosporales; Didymellaceae.
CAAGCUUCCCCGUCCUACAACAUUAUAAGACCCGCAACACAACCACUUCUACAUCACAUCCUACUCCUCAACACACCAAUCACAAUGACAUCCCUCUUCCCACACCCUCAAUACGCAGAAGACCAACCCAAUGCCCACGCCAUCCUCUACCUGCAUGUAAUCCGCGCCUCAGCAAUGUCCUUCUCCUUCCUCUCGCUCCCAUUCACAGGCGCCACUCUUCUCACAUCACGACUCCGCAAACAACCCAUCAACACUCGCACCCUCCUCUCUCGCACUUUGCUCAACUCCGGGCGUGGCUUGAUCGUAGGAACCGUCGCGGGCGCUACGAUGACUUGGGGCCGCAUGCAAGGGCAAGAGGAAGUUGAGUGGCAGGACAGAAGUUGGCGGUUGUUGGAGAACAAGGGCGAGGUUGAUACGGAUUGGGAGACGAUUGGUGCGACGAGUGUUGGUGCGCUGGCUGGUGUAGUUGCGGCGAGGAGAGGGACGGUGCCUGUGAGUCUUGGGCGGGCGGCGCUGGGCGGUGCAGGGCUGGGUCUGGGGAGUGGUGUGCUGUUUAUGGUUGGAACGUUUGUUGCAGGGAGGAAACCAGCGUAG